UCAAAGGCAAUUGGGAUAGUUUGCUUAAAAAAUGGAGGUUUAUCAAGAGAAUUUCAAAGAUAAUUACAACUUCACUGGAGGAGACAUAUCCUUCCAUCAACAAUAUGACUACAGUGCAGCCUACAAAGAUGAUUUCUAUGAUGAGGAAUUUGGCUAUGAGGAAGGGGAAUGUGGCUCAUCCUACGAGAAUUAUGAAGAGCCAAAACAGGAACCACCAGAGCAUAACCAUAUAAGAGAUCGUGACAGAGAGAGGGACAGAUCCCGCAGAAGACACCGGGAUCGACACAGAGAUCGUAGACACGAUCAUGACUAUGAUAAAGAGAGGAGUAGGAACCGUGACAGGGAUAGAGAUAGAGAUCGCAUGAGGGAUAGCGACUACGACAGGAGGAGAGAUCGUGACCGACGAGAUAGAGACAGGGAUAGGAGUUCACACAGAAGUGGUAGCGAACACGAAGACAGAUUUGAUGAUAAUGCUGAUAAGGAUAUGUCUAUUGAUAGAAGAGAUGGUUAUGAUAAACGAGAGUCUAGAGACAGAGGUGACCGGGCAGACAGAGAAGAUCGGGGUGGUGAGAAGUGGAUGACGGACACGCCUACAAACACUAUUCUACUGAGAGGACUGCCAAUUAUUAUAGAGGAGAAAGAUAUCCGAGCUGAAUUGAUGCUAUUUGGUCUUCCAAUAAAAGAUGUGCGGCUCAUGAGGAAAAGUACAGGUGCAUCCCGCGGGUUUGCUUUUGUGGAGUUUCAGAGUAUAGGAGACGCACAACGCUGGAUGGACCAGAAUCAGGGCCAGCUGACUCUACAAAACCAGUAUAAUGCCACCAUGCACUACAGCACACCCAAAGCUGGGCCUGAGAAGGGACCCAUACACAAGACUGACUGGACAUGUAGCAAGUGCGGCGUCCAUAAUUUCAAGAGAAGGGACCACUGUUUCAAGUGCAAUCUUUCACGUGAAGAGUCAGACAGAAAACAAGAAGGAGAUGGUUUUGACCAAGUUGGCACAAAUCCUUGCAAUACUCUUGUGCUGCGUGGACUUGAUGCUCUAACAACUGAGGAUAACCUUAUCCAGGCUCUGGGCCAGAUCACAUCAUCAGUAAUGAAGAAUUGUCAGGUACUCCGCGAUGAACUGACAAACACAUCCAGGGGUUAUGGUUUCCUAGAACUGGCAUCUGUAAUGGAAUCACAACAACUUCUUGACACCCUCACACAGCUGCACCCUCCGUUUGAAGUUGAUGGAAAACAGAUCCUUGUUAGUUUUGCUAAGAACACAUUUUCUACUGUAAUGGCAACAUUGAAGGCAAACAAUCCAGCAGAUCAGUCAAGCUGGGAAUACAGUCAACAGCCAUCAGGAGGACAACAGCCAGCUGCAGCUGCAGGGACCCCUUCAACUGGAUUCUACGAUAGUCAGUACUAUGAUGCAACCGCAUAUGCCCAGUACUAUGGAGAGGGCUAUGACUACUCUCAAUACUACGGUCAAGGGUACUCGCAGGAGCAAGCCAAUUCCUCAACAGCCUCCACUAGUACUAACCCUACACAGACAGACACCACAAAUGCUGCAGCUGCUGUAGCACAGGCUGCUAUCCAGCAACGCAAUGCUGUCAAACAAUAUCAGAAACAGGUACGCGAGCAGCAGAAACUUGCCGAUAUGACACCAGAGGAGAGGUUAGCAUGUCGGGCUGAAGAGUGGUCAAAAAAGAAGCCUGGAAAACCUGGACAGGCCCAGCAAACAACAGCCCCAGUCGCUCAAACACCACCUGCUCCUCAAGCUCAGUCCGAGUUCACAGUGUACCCAGCCCCUGAUGUGUCAACAUAUUCCUAUGAUGAGUCAUCAGGCUACUACUACGAUUCGGUCACCGGCCUUUACUAUGACGCAAAUUCUCAGUACUUCUACAACUCCCAGACUUCACAGUUUCUGUAUUGGGAUGCAGAAAAAUCUACUUACCUCCCAGCCCCUACAGGGGAUGACAGCUUAUCAAAGGAGGAAGGUACAGAGAAGGGAGGAAAGAAAGAUAAGGAGAAGAAGGAGAAAGUCAAGAUAGCGAAGAGAAUUGCUAAGGAUAUGGAAAAAUGGGCAAAGACAUUAAAUGCUCAAAAAGAGGCUAUCAAGGGCUUCACUACCAAGGCAUCCAUGGGGAACUCUAGAUUUGAAAAAGAAUCUGCUACAGCUGAUGCUGGAUUUGCCAUUUUGGAGAAAAGUGCAAAGGGAAGUCUGGAGGACAAGAAGAUGAUGCCUCCACCGCCGGCUGAUAAAGCAAAUGUUGGUCCAGCACCUGGUGCCAUACUCGUGGCAUCCUAUGGUGGAGACAGUGACUCUGAUGAGGAAGACUCCUCAACAGUAGGAGGGAGUGGUCCAGUGGAUGAGAGCAAGCUGACUGACUGGUCAAAGCUGGCUUGUCUUUUGUGUAAACGACAAUUCCAGACCCGAGAGAUUCUUGUAAAACACCAACAAAUGUCCGACUUGCACAAGCAAAACCUUGAGGCUUUACAUAGUAAAGCAAAAAGUCAGAAUGCAGGUGCUUCAGAACAAGAAAAAUUACAGUACCGAGAUAGAGCCAAAGAGAGACGUCAGAAGUAUGGAAUUCCUCCUCCACCUGAACCCAGGAUGAAACGACCAGAUAUACCCAUCAUACCAGAACAAGCUAACAAAGCCGGGAUAAGUCAGGAUAAUAUUGGCAACAAACUCCUUCAGAAGAUGGGCUGGUCAUCUGGUCAGGGUCUGGGCAAGAAAGGACAAGGCAUCGUCAACCCUAUAGAGGCUAAACGUCGCAUGCAUACAGCUGGUUUGGGGAUGAGAGGGGCUACCUAUGGAGCCAAUGCUUCAGACACAUACAAAGAUGCUGUGAAAAAGACCAUGUUUGCCCGUUACCAGGAAACUGAAUGAUGAUGUGUCCAGGUAGACUGUGGACUAUAUUUAUGACAACACCCAGAUGCAUUAGCCAGGAUACUCAAGGUUGCUGCCAAAUUUAACCAGAAACAUGCUACUUAUACACCAAACCAGUCACAUUGUGUUUGGAUGAGCUCAGGGACUGAGCUUUGAAAAUAUAAUCCACACAUGCAGGGAUUGGUAGCAUUUAUUGGACAUUGGAAAGCAUAUAUCCUCGAGAUAUUCUGUACAGCACCAACCAGUGCUGAAAUGGGCGGAAACCAGUAGCUGGUGAACUACAUAUGGCAGCGAGUGCAGAUUCUGUGCUGAAUAGGGCCCACCUUAUAGGCAGAUAUGAAUCAUCCCAGACAGUGGCAAACUGAUCACUGCACCCUUUGGUAGCCAAGAUCUAUGGUCAAGACUUCUGGAUGGUAAUCAGGAUUACUGUAAGGGAUUACAGAGACUGACCACACAUGCUCAAAACAAUUCUUGGAUUGUGACCAUGGUCUUUUUUUGCACACUAGCCAAUCAUGAUAGUGAUCUCGUAUUUGUAUUGUGUCCAGUAUGUGUGGAAAGAAUGUGAUGUUAGAAUGUAAUGGUAUCUUCAUACAUGUGUGUUGAAUCUUGGAUGAUCUAUGCAGUUAAAUAGACUUAGUAUCUGGUAUGUUUGACUAGUCAUAUUUAACUACUUCAAGCUUUAAAAAACACUGCAUAGUAUACACAACUGUUGAGCAUGGUGAACAUUUUAAUGUGAAAACUAAGGCUUCAUGGUGGAAAUAAUACUAGUGUCAAAUCCAGCCAUGAGUGUCUUUUCUUUGAUGUGCACAAAAUUUUGGUCUUUACCUCAGCGUGAUUUUCACAGACCUAUGUGACUUCCUGGUGAUUUUCACACACCUGUGUAUUACACGAGUGAUUUUCACAGACCAUGUGACUUCCUGGUGAUUUUCACACACCUGUGUAUUACCUGAGUGAUUUUCACAGCCCUGUGUAUUACCCGAGUUAUUUUCACAGACCAUGUGACUUCCUGGUGAUUUUCACAGACCUGUGUAUUACCCGAGUUAUUUUCACAGACCAUGUGACUUCCAGCCAGUGAGAAAGGUUUUCAUUGUGAAGAUUUGUUACCUGUGAUAUUAAUUGUUAGACAAUGAGGAUACGGACAUGACUGUUUUAAAUCAUGUGGUUGAUGAUGGAGAAAUCUCCCCAAUAGAAAUAAUAAAAACUGCUGAAUAAAUAA
Messenger RNA from Ylistrum balloti, 4094 nucleotides. RefSeq names its product RNA-binding protein 5-like. Gene Ontology annotation, biological process: mRNA splicing, via spliceosome. The transcript is spliced from 21 exons. Gene Ontology annotation, cellular component: nucleus. The coding region runs from base 32 to 2878 and encodes 948 amino acids. Gene Ontology annotation, molecular function: RNA binding. NCBI's taxonomy places the organism in Eukaryota, Metazoa, Mollusca, Bivalvia, Pectinida, Pectinidae. The record is from RefSeq and is a predicted model, not a curated record.